AUGGAGCCACCUGCUUGCGGUUGUAUCCAGGUGUCUGGUCGAUCAAUGCAAGAUUUGGAGCCCAGCAUCUUCCCGGCAUUCGACGUGGGUGAGAAGGAUGAGUCCAGUCCCCCGGGUUUUACCAGUCGGUUGGGAUGCAGUGCACCCGGGGAUCUGCCUCAGACGUGCAGCGUUCUAUGCACAGCAUGGGGAGUUCUUCUCGGAUGUUUCACUGGACUUGAGACUGUCUACCAUGGCUUUGACUGCGACCAUAACAUCACCACAACCUCGGGACGUGGACAUGAUGUUACGCCAACUGCACAGCUGAACGUGCCCGCCAAUCAGAGUGUUCGAAGCAUCCUGGCCGGUGGCUUUUGCACGCUGCUGUUCCUACCGGAGACCAAGGCACAAACGUUGUACAACACCACACUUUCCAUCCGCAACUUUGCCCGCGAGCCGAGCGAUGAUAAUGAUGAGAACCGAAAGAUGAGCCACGAUUCUCUUUCAUGGUGCAAGAUGCAUAUGCUCGUGGACCCUACCACCCUCGACACCGUCCUGUCGUGGGACCCCGUCUUCAUGACUCGAGAACAGGCGGCGAACAUCAGCAACACCUAUGACAAGAUUGUCAGUGAAAUCAUCAACCGCCCCGAGACUCUCGUAUCAAACCUCGACUGGUUUGGUGACCGAAACGAGCGGCAAGUCCUGGCGUGGAACAGCAACCCAAAGAGCAAUGUGCAGGAGUGCAUACACCAAGCCGUAUCCAAGCAUGGUGCAUUGCGACCUGAUGCAGAGGCGGUUUGCGCUUGGGACGGGAGCUUUUCAUACUCCCAACUUUUAUCUCUCUCGGAUCGCCUUGCUUGUCGCUUACAAGCCUCGGGCGUUGGGCCCGAGAUCUUUGUGCCGAUUUGCUUCGACAAGUCCAAGUGGACUGUCGUUGCCAUGCUGGCCGUGCUCAAAGCAAGUGGGAUCUUCGUGCCUCUUGAUCCUACACACCCAUUACCGCGCCUACAGUCCCUGGCACGCAAGGUACAAGCCCAGACCAUCUUGUGUUCUCCCCAGCACCAAGCCAUGCUAGCGAGUGUGGCGGCCGAGUUGAUCCCUGUUGACGACCAACUGUUCAUGGAGUUGGCCGAGCACGACGGCAGCGAGGUCAACUGUGGUUCAUGGAGCAACGGUGCCUACAUGAUUUACACAAGUGGAACGACUGGAGAGCCAAAGGGCGCGUUGAUUCAGCAUGGGGCCCUCAUGUCGAGCGCCCUUGUCCAUGGACCUGCCAUGAUGAUGGACUCCAACACGCGAUCACUGCAGUUCGCCGCGUCCACUUUUGACGUGAGCAUCACCGAGAUCCUCACGUGCUUGGUUCUUGGUGGCUGCGUCUGCAUACCCAGCGAGGAUGCCCGGCUUAACGCCAUCGAGGAUGCCAUCACGCAGCUCCGAGCCAACUGGGCGCUACUGACGCCAACCUUUGUCAAAUUUAUAGACCCUGCCAAGGUGCCAUCCCUCUGCACACUUGUUACUGGCGGGGAAGCCAUGACGCAAGCCGUCAUUGACUCGUGGUCUCACAUCAACCUCAUCAACUGCUAUGGCCCUGCAGAAAUCUCGGUUGUUUCACACGUAAACCGAGGUAUGAGGAAAGGCAAGAACCCGUUGAAUAUCGGCCACCAGGUCGGCGUUCAUUGCUGGGUUGUUGAUAGGUACAACCACGACCGACUGAUGCCCCUGGGAGCGGUGGGUGAGCUGGUCAUCGAAGGCCACACGCUUGCACGGGAGUACUACAAGGAGCCCGAGAAGACGAGCGAGGCUUUCAUUGUUGAUCCCGCGUGGACACGCAACCAACCACGGCAGAAUGGCCCUAGGCGCAUGUACAAGACGGGCGAUCUCGUCAAGUACAACCAUGACGGCACCCUUCACAUCGCCGGGCGCAAAGGCUCUCAGAUCAAGUUUCACGGACAGCGCAUAGAGCUGGGCGAGAUUGAGCACCAUCUCAGCGUCAGUGCUUGUAUAAAGCACGGCAUGGUCGUUCUGGCCAAGGAAGGUUUCUGCAAAGGCCGACUCUUGGCCAUUGUUCAGCUCAGCGAUGCUUCGAACCAGGACCUAGUGCCCAAGGGCCAACCUUACAAGUUGAUUGAUGGUCAACUGGAAGACACUGCGCGAGUCAAAAUCGCCGAGGCAAAAGAGCUUCUGGCCGAAAGGCUGCCACCCUACAUGAUCCCUUCCAUGUGGAUCGCCGUUGAGUUCAUCCCUCGUCUUCAGUCAGGAAAGCUUGACCGCAAGCAGACUGCGAAGUGGGUUGAUGACAUGAGCGAGACUCUGUACCGACAACUCAACCCUGUCAUAGCCACCAGGACUUCAGAGGACCUCGAGUUCUCCAGCAAGACCGAGUCAGAGCUACACGAGAUCUGGAUGCACGUUCUGAACCUCAAAGCGGAACAGCUUGGCCUUGGACAGUCCUUCCUAAGCGUUGGCGGUGACUCCAUCUCGGCGAUGCAAGUGAUGAGCGAGUGCAGGAAACGUGGCCUCGGGCUGAACGUUUCGCAAAUCAUUGCUUGCAAAUCAAUCAGAGCGCUGGCACUGCAAGUCAAGGAUAUCGAUAGGCCAUCGUUCCACCUGGAGGCUCUGGAACAACCCUUCGAGCUCUCGCCCAUACAGAAGCUCUACUUUGCUAGACCCAACCACGACCAAGGCCACUACAACCAGAGCUUUCUCCUUCGCACAAGCCAGCGCAUUCUUGAGCCAGAUAUGCGCAAGGCCAUCGAGACCAUCAUAAGGAGACACUCGAUGCUCCGUGCCAGGUUCAGCCAGGACGCCGUCGGUGAAUGGAAGCAGCGAGUUACUAACGAGAUUUCGUCCUCGUAUCGGUUGCGUACCCUAACCCUGGCUUCGAGUGAGGAAGUUGGCCGCUCCCUCAUCGACAGCCAGACUUGCCUUGAGGUUACUGACGGUCCUCUGCUUGCUGCUGACCUCAUUGAUAUAAAUGGGGAAGAAGAGCUCCUGUUCGUGGUCGCGCAUCAUUUGGUCAUUGACCUUGUAUCCUGGAGGAUCAUUCUCCAGGAGCUAGAAGAGCUGCUGCUCCGGCCUGAACUGGUCCCCGGCACAGAUCGCCCUCUGCCUUUCCAGGUCUGGUGCAAGAUGCAGUUGGAACAUGCCGAGGCCCAGACGCCGGAGCAAGCUCUGCCAAUCCAUGGCAUCCCUGACGGGAACGCCGAGUACUGGGGAAUGGUGGACACGCCGAAUGUCUACGGACAGAUGGCCCAUGAAGGCUUCGAAAUUGGACCUCGACAAACAUCCCUUCUCCUAUCCAAAUGCCAUGAGUCAUUGCGCACCGAGAUUCCCGACGUUCUCCUGGCGGCCAUGAUCUUCUCUUUUGGUCAGACAUUCACGGACCGCCCGAUCCCGGCUGUGUUCGCCGAAGGACACGGCCGAGAACCCUGGGAUACUUCCAUCGACCUGUCCAACGUGGUUGGAUGGUUCACAACCAUUUACCCGGUCUUUGCUGGAGCAGAGGCGCAAUCCAGUCUCGUUGACACGGCGAAGCUGGUCAAAGAUGGACGGCGCAAAGUUCCCGAUAGUGGGAGACCUUACUUUGCGAGCCGCUGGCUGACAAAAGCGGGCGAAGACGCCUUUUCCCGUCACUGGCCGCUUGAGAUUACCUUCAACUACCUUGGCCAGUAUCAACAACUGGAGCGUGAGGGUGCUCUCUUCACCCCUGUGAGGGAUAUCGCUGGCGAGGUCAAGGGUGCUACCGACGGUGCAGACGUCGGUCCCCUAACAACCUGCAUCUCCCUUUUCGAGGCUUCUGCUGUCAUCAUCAAGGGUUCUCUCCGGUUCUCCUUUGUCUUCAAUCAAAACAUGAACCAUCAGCCCGAAAUUCGUCAGUGGAUUUCUUCUUGUCAACAGAGUCUCGGCGCCCUGAUUGAAUCUCUGAGCGUCAUGCCCCCUGAGCCUACGCUGAGCGACUUCCCACUACUCUCCCUGACCUACGACCGUCUUCGACUCCUCACGGAAGAAAAGCUCACCGAGGCUGGAGUUAGAUCUAUGAAUCUAGUCGAAGAUGCCUACCCUUGCUCUCCCCUGCAAUCGGGACUCUUGAUCAGCACGACAAAGAACAGCGCCUUUUACGCCGCUUACACGCUCCAUCAGGUCAAGAGCAGAAGCGGUAUGCCCGUGGACGUCACCAAACUUGCCAAUGCUUGGAGACGCUUGAUUGAGUACCACCCCAUGCUCAGGACCAUCUUCGUUGAGAGCGUGGCCCAGCAAGACUCACUCUACGAUCAGGUAGUUCUCAAGGAAGUCGACUUUCCGCUCAUUGUGUCAGAGAAGGAUACAAAAGAGGACGCCCUGACCGCUCUGAGCGCCCCGCCUCUGCACCAAAGAGACAACUCUCAGCUGUUGCAUCACUUUGAGGUUUGCGCAACCAAGAGCGGUGAAGUCUUUUGCAGACUUGACAUUAGCCACGUCAUGAUGGAUGGGACAUCUCUGUCAAUUCUCUUCCGUGACCUCGCCCUGGCGUACGAGGGCGGCUGUGGAUCUGGGGAAGGUCCGCUGUACCGGAACUACAUCAAACACCUCCAAGACCAGGCCAUUCAGCCCGGUAUCGACUACUGGAAGUCAUACUUGGCGGACGUUGAGCCGUGCCACUUUCCCGUUCUCGACGACGGCAUCGUUGCGGAAUCAAAGGACUUGAGAUACCUCAGGGUCAAGUUUGGCGAGUUGGCGAACCUGCAGAGCUUGUGUGACGAUCAGGGAGUCACCAUUGUCAACGCUAUAUACGCUGCCUGGGCAUUGACACUGCGUCUUUAUACAUCCUCGGAGGAUGUCUGCUUCGGCUAUUUGACGUCGUCUCGUGACUUGCAGAUCCAAGGCAUCCAUGACGUUGUCGGGCCCGUCAUCAACAUUGUGCCAUGCCGCGUCAACGUUGGCGCGUCUACCACUCUCGGGGACAUGAUGAGCUUAGUGCAGAGAGAUUACCUGGAUAGCCUGGACUACCGACACACUCCCUUGGCCGAAGUCCAGCACGCACUGCACCUCUCCGACAUCGCUCUGUUUAACACAGCCGUGUCAUACAGAAAGCUGCUUCCUACCCUGCAAAGCCCUCCGGAUCUCGUAUUCGAGGAGUGUCGUCCUACCUAUGAUCCCGACGAGUACAACGUAUCCGUCAACAUCGAGGCAGGCGAGAAUGACAUGGCUAUUGACCUGAUGUACUGGUCGGAUACCCUGUCAGACGGACAGGCUGCGAAUGUUGCCAGCACUUUUACCAAGGCGCUCAGCAAUGUGCUUCAUCACUGCAACCGGCCCGUGGCUCAGCUCGAUCACCUCGGUUCCUGGCACCGCCUGCAGCUCUGCGAGUGGAACAAGCAGAUGCCCGAAGCCGUUGAAAGCUGCCUUCACGACUUGUUCAAACAGCAGGCACUGUCUCGCCCUGAUGCUCCCGCGCUGGCUUCGUGGGACAUGAAUUUCACCUAUGCUGAGCUUGAUGACGCCUCUACCAAGCUUGCUCAUCACAUCGUCUCCUUGGGUGUCGGCGUGGAAGACUUUGUGCUCGUCUGUUUCGACAAGUCUGCUUUCGCCAUAGUAGCCAUGCUGGCCAUCCUGAAGGCGGGAGGGGUAGCCGUGCCCCUAGAUCCAACGCAUCCGGAUACCGCGUUGCGAUUUCGUGCCGAGGACACAGACGCCUCUUCCGCUCUCGUGUCUCCUUCUGUGGUGCACAGGAUCAGUACCAUGGUCAAGACAACAGUAGCUGUAGACGCCCAGCUUCUCCAGACCAUCUCCAUGACACAGGAUGGCGUUUCUCUUCCCAAAGUCACACCCAACAACGCCUGUUUCGUCAUCUACACCUCUGGGAGUAGCGGAACGCCCAAGGGAGUGGUGCUCGAGCAUAGGGGGAUUGCCACCAAUGCCGAGUACUCGGGGCCCAAGCUAGGCUAUGAGCAAGACUCAAGGGUGCUGCAGUUUGCCUCUCACACCUUUGACAAUAGUCUCGCCGAGAUAUUCACCACACUCACCCGUGGAGGCUGCGUAUGCGUACCUUCGGACCACGAGAGGUUGAACGAUUUGGCCGGUGCCAUUAACCGCUACGAGGUUACAUUGGCCGAUAUAACCCCUACCGUCGCUUGCUUUCUCCAUCCGACUGAGGUCCCAACCUUGAAGACUUUGGCUCUGGGCGGUGAAGCUGUAACUACCAAGUGCGUUGACAUCUGGCGCGACUUUGUAUCUCUGCAAUGUUGCUACGGACCCUCCGAAUGCUCCGUCAACGCAACUUACAGUGGCGAUAUUGCCAAGCCAGGCAGAGCCACAAACAUCGGCCGCGCCAUCGGCAGUGUCGCUUGGGUUGUCGAUGCCAGCGACCACAACUCUCUGGUUCCCAUAGGUUGCGUAGGUGAGCUUCUCAUAGACGGCCCCAUCGUCUCUCGAGGCUACCUGAACCUGCCCGAGAGGAUGGCACAAUCCUUUAUCUCUCCACCUGCCUUUGUGGAAGGGAUACUUCAAGGCGUCAACAUGGAGCGUAAGCUCUACAAGACCGGGGACCUGGUAUGCUGCAACUCUGACGGUACUCUUACGUACUUGGGGCGAAAGGAUACUCAAGUCAAGCUCAACGGCCAGCGCAUCGAACUUGGAGAGAUUGAGCAUCACAUUGAAAAGAACCUCCCUGAGAGCUGGCUGUCUGCUGUGGAGCUCAUUGUGUCUGAGGGCCGAAAAUCUCUGGCCUGUUUUGUUUGUGCCGAUGCAGAUACCUCCUUCCCCGACAGCAGCGACGACGGCAUCAUACUAGACUUAGACGAUGCUUUUAGGACUCGCGCCAAAGCCUUAGAGAGUCAUUUGUCAAUGGUCGUCCCCGCUUACAUGAUCCCAUCCAUGUGGCUACCCAUCCUCAAGAUGCCACUCACUCCGUCUGGGAAGUUGGACCGACGCAGUCUCCGACUACUAGCACAGGCGGUGCCGAUGUCGCUGAUGAGCACCUACAAGCUCGCCUCCAAGUCUGGUAGGAACCCAUCGAGCGAAGCAGAGAAACAACUGGCCAGUAUGUGGGCUCAUGUGCUGAAUAUCGACCUGGCGUCCAUCGGAGUCGAAGAUCAUUUCUUUAGACUUGGAGGCGACUCGAUCAACGCAAUGAGACUUGUGACACUUGCACGGCAGUCUGACAUCAACUUGACCGUGGCUAGCAUCUUCCAGAAGGCAACCUUGCUGGAUAUGGCCAACUCAGCAUUCCCCAUGUCCAAGGCUACAGUCACGGCCGUCCAGCCGUUCUCGUUGUUACCCAAUGUAGCCUCGAUGGAUGUGUUACAGCGAGAGGUUGCAGCCUUUGCUCGCAUCAAUGUCGAUGCCAUUCGGGACAUUUACCCUUGCACUGCAACACAAGAGGGUCUUAUGGCGCUUUCGACCAGAGAGCCUGGGGCAUAUGUUGCUCAACUCAUCUAUCGCCUCCCGGGCGACGUAGAUAUCGCCAGGUUCAAGAGGGCCUGUCAUCUCGUUGUCCAAGCUGAGCCUACCCUACGAACAAGGAUCGUACAUACCGAUGAUGCCGGGUCUGUGCAGGUCGUGUUGUCCGAGGAUACUCCCCAAUGGUCUACGGUUUCCAGCUUGUCCGAUGCAGAACAGUCUCGGUGCCAGAUUCCGCUCCACAACGGUGGGAGAUUGACUGGCUACAACCUCGUUGACGAUGGCCCCACCGGGGUCUUCUUUGUCUGGACUAUUCACCAUGCGCUCUACGACGGUUGGUGUCUACCUCUCAUCCUGGACAAGAUCAAGCGAUGCUACCAAGAGGUGCCUCCGAGCCCAGCACAGCUCAGCGGCCCCUCAUACUCCAACUUCAUCCGGUAUCUUGCAGGAGUUGACUUGGAUCAAGCAAGCGAGUUCUGGAAGUCCCAUCUAUCCAACGUCUCAGCCCAGCACUUCCCACGUCUGCCCAACCCUGAUUACCAGGCAAGUGCUAGCAGUCUGAUGAUUCACAAGGCAGACCUGAUCCGCCAGUCUGGAUCAGAGAUUACCACUGCCACGAGAAUCCGCGCAGCUUGGGCCUUGACAGUUUCCAUCUACUCGGCAUCAGACGAUGUUGUCUUCUGGGAAACCGUCACAGGCCGUGAUGCCCCUGUCCCCGGGAUUGAGGAAAUAGUGGGAGUGACGUUAGCGACUGUACCAAUGCGGAUGGUGCUGGAGCCAUCGACAACAAUUGCUGGGCUUCUUGGCUACGUCCAAGCUCAGUCGGCAGCAAUGAGAACGCACCAACAUACCGGUAUUCAGCACAUCAGACGCAUCAAUGCCGACACGGCUCUUGCUUGUGGCGCGCAGAACCUCUUGGCCAUCAAUCACGGGUCACGAGAGUCAACCGAUUCAUUCUGGGACGAGCAGACCAACGAGAUGGCUGGCACCAACUUCUACUCAUACCCCCUCAUGCUUUCGUGCCAUAUUGGAGACGGCGAGCUUGAGACAGUUGUCCAUUAUGACGCAGACGUCAUCUCAGCAUCGCAGAUGCAGCGUGUCAUGGACCUGUUCGCCAUGAUGUUGCAAUCGGUCUCAUCUUCUGAACUUAUGGACGAAAGGGUGGAAGACCUGUCCAUUUUGACUCCGAAUGACCUUCAGACACUGCAAGAUAUGAAUCAUGCAACAACAACACCUGUGGACCAAUUCAUACACCAUGUCAUUCAGGCUCAGGGCAUUACUCAAGCGCAAGACAAGCUGGCCAUCCAUGCAUGGGACCAAAGCCUCACAUAUGCGGAACUGGACGCUCAAUCAAGCCGUCUUGCGUGUGUCCUAGUUGAGAACGGCGUCAGUGUGGACUCCAUUGUUCCAUUCUGCAUGGAAAAAUCAUCUCUUGUUGUUGUCUCCAUCUUGGCCAUCCUUAAAUCAAACGCUGCAUUCGUCCCGCUGGACCCCGCACAUCCUGAUGCCCGAAUCAACGGCAUUCUUGCCGAUGUUGACGCUACGGUUGUCCUCUGCUCCCCCCAGUACGCUGAGCGCCUGGAGAAUCUCGGAACGAAGGCAGUCCGGAUCUCACAGGACUUUGUUCACAGCAUCCCACCGCACCAACAACCGACUGUUUCCAUGUCUACCAAUAGCCCUGCCUACGUUAUCUAUACUUCAGGAAGUACCGGGAAACCGAAGGGAACGAUUGUUGGCCACUCGGCCUUUUGUACUGGUGCAACUGCGCAUGGUCUUGCCAUGGGCAUGGACGAGUCAUCUCGAGUCUUGCAAUUUGCUUCAUAUACUUUCGACGCCAGCAUUAUGGAGAUGUUGACGACUCUUAUCCAUGGCGGCACGGUCUGUGUGCCUAGUGACGAGGAACGCAUGGGUGAUAUUGCAGGCGCCAUCAGCCGCAUGCGCGUCAACUGGGCUUUAUUGACGCCCUCAGUCGCCCAGUUGAUUCAACCGUCCCUCGUACCUGAGCUCAAAACCCUUGUGCUUGGCGGAGAGGCGAUGUCGUCUGCUCACAUCUCUUCCUGGGCAUCAUCUGUCCAGUUGAUGAACGCCUACGGCCCUUCGGAGAGUUCCGUGGUGGCGGCCGUUAACCCGGCCGUCACGCUUGAAUCUGGCCCUUCCAAUAUCGGGCGUGCGGUGGGAGGUCUUUGCUGGGUCGUCGAUGCGACCAACCACGACAGACUGGUCCCCAUCGGCGUAGCUGGCGAGCUCGUGGUGGAGGGCCCAAUCCUUGCCCAGGGCUACCUCAAGAACCCCGAAAAGACUGCGGAAUCCUUCAUCACCAACCCAAAGUGGUGCAACAAGUUCCCCAGUGCAUCCGCAGGCCCUGAGCGCAGGUUGUACAAGACUGGAGAUCUCGUCAAACUCGCCGAAGAUGGAUCCAUUCUCUUCCAGGGCCGUAAGGACAACCAAGUCAAGGUCAACGGUCAGAGGCUGGAGUUGUCUGAAGUUGAGCACCAUCUCAGCGCAGACCCUGCCAUCCAGUAUGGCCUGGCUGCUGUUCCAUCGUCUGGCCCUUUCAAGGGGCGUCUAGUCGCCAUCCUGUCUUUGCAAUCUUUUGCUGCUAUCAAACAAGAGAUGGUGGGAGAUGAAGAGAUGCAGAUCGUCGGACAGUUUGCCUCCCCGCAGUUGACAGGCAUCCGCGAGCGUCUAUCAAGACACCUGGCAGCUUGGAUGAUUCCAUCCUCGUGGAUCAUCGUGAACCGCAUCUGUCUCCUUCCCUCCGGCAAGCUUGAUCGUCGGCGUGCCGUGGACUGGGCCGAGAAGAUGACUGCGGAGCAACACCAGCUGGUUCUCAACGCGCAGGAAAAGGCAUCUGCUUUAGGCAGAGAAGCAUCAGAGGUUGAGGUAAAGCUUAGGGCUGCCUGGGCUAAGGUUCUUAACCUCGAGAUGAACAUGGUGCCGUUCAAGCAGUCUUUCCUCCAUCUGGGAGGCGACUCCAUCUCCGCCAUGCAGUUGAUGGCCGUCUGUCGGUCUUUGAACAUUGGUGUUUCGGUCGGACAAAUCAUGCAGAGCAAGUCCAUCGUCGAACUUGCAUCUCAUGUCACUGCCGUUGAGGAUGUUGUGCAUGUUCAGGAGCGGGAGAAUGAGUCGUUUGACUUGUCGCCCAUUCAGAAAGUGUACUUUGAGUGCAUGGGUACUGAGUCUACUCAUUUCAACCAGAGCAUGCUUUUGAGAACCGGACGAACAAUCACUUCUCAAGAGCUAUCGACAGCUUUGGAAACCAUCGUCAAGACACACAGCAUGCUUCGUGCUCGCUUCUCACAAGUCAAUGGCACCUGGUCUCAACGCAUAACUGACAACGUCGCUGCCUCGUACACCCUCCGAUCACAUGCGAACGUUGACCAAGGCCGCCUCUCUUCAUUGAUCGAAGAGAGCCAGAAAUGUCUGGACAUUGUUCAGGGUCCUCUCUUUGCCGCGGACAUUUUUGAGAUGGAGGGAACCGACAAUCAAGCCGUUUCAUUUGUCGCUCAUCACCUCGUUGUCGACGUCGUUUCGUGGAAUAUCAUUCUUCAAGAUCUGGAGGGACUCUUGUCAUCAGCCGCCUACGAUCCUGUCAAGCCGUUUUCUUUCCAGACUUGGAGCCAUCUACAACUCGAACAAGCUCAAGGAACGACGAAUGUGUUUCAUGAUAUUCCGACUCCUCAACAAGACCUCUCGUACUGGGGAAUGCAAGGCGUACCGAACCUUCACGGCGACUCAAGCACCGAAACCAUGGAGAUUGCCGUCGAUGACUCGAUUCAGCUCUCGGGCCCUUGCCAUGAUGCCCUCCAAACCGAUGUUGUCGAUAUCUUAUUGGCCUCGCUGUUGGCGUCUUUCCGUCAAACCUUCCCAGACCGCCCUUCAGUGCCAUCAAUAUUCAAUGAGGGUCAUGGCAGAGAGCCUUUGGAUGACAAGCUGGACCUAUCACGCACCAUUGGAUGGUUUACCACUCUUUGCCCCGUCUGCCUCCCCCAGUCCUUGCCAUCUGAGCCAGAUUUUCUCGAUAUUGUGCGCUGGGUAAGGGACUUCAGGCGAAAGCUCCCCGGCAAGGGCCGUCCUUACUUUGCUCAGAGCAUGUUGUCUCCGGAAAGCCAGACGCAUACCCGGGAGUGGCCUGUGGAGGUGGCCUUCAACUUUCUUGGCCAGACAAAGCAAGCUGGAUAUGAAGAGUCGGUGUUCAGACAGCUUGACGGGGGCAUGCUGGACUCUGUGAGUUCCGAAACGGACAUUGGGGCCCAUGUUCCACGCCUCGCCCUCAUUGAGAUCUCAGCCUCCUUCUCAAGCAGUAGAUUGAACUUCAGCUUCUCUGUCAAUCGCCACAUGAAUCACCAAUCACGUAUCCGAAACUGGAUUGGGGCUUGCAAGGACUACAUCCACGAGGCUGUUCAACAGCUUCUCCAGGUCAGACAUGAACAACCAACUGCAGAUCUGUCCCUGCUUCCCUUGGCUUUUGGCGGCGACUCCCGAAUCGACAGAAGGCUCAAGGAACUGGACAUUGCCCAUCUUGGCGACGUCGAAGCCGCAUACCCAUGCUCUCCAGCUCAGCAGGGCAUUCUCUUCGCACAGAUAAGAGACCCCGAGUACUAUUCGUACUCGGUCACGUUUUCGGUGAAUUGUGCCCAACCAGGCCAUGGAGUAGACGUGCAACGCCUAGCAGAUGCAUGGGGACAUGUGGUGCAACGGCAUUCCACUCUUCGAACCGUCUUUGUGGACAACUUGCUACAAGAGGGUGCGAUGGACCAGAUUGUUCUCAGAAAGCAUCUUCCCAAUAUGUCCGUCUUCGAAUCCCCCGUCAAUGAGCAAGCUAAAAACCUUGACCGACGCUCACGACUGGGUCUUCCCACCAACCAACCACCUCACCGUCUCAACAUUUCCAAGACUACUGAAGGAACCGUAUUCUGCGUCCUGGAGAUGAGCCAUGCUAUCGCCGAUGGAACUUCGAUGCCGAUUCUGUUCCGUGACCUGGCUUUGGCCUACGAGGGUGCCUUGACCGCAACAACUCUUUCUGUCUACGGCGACUACGUUGCUCACUUGCAGCGAAGCCUAAGCUCUCGCAAUGUCGAUUACUGGAAGGACUACCUGACUGGAUUCGAUCCUUGUCACUUACCCUCGCUGACUGGUGGAGCCGCAGAGCCCAAGGUUCUGCGAGCGCUCGACUGGGCCAUCUCCAAUGCGGCAGACCUUCAGGCAUUCUGCACCGACAGAGGUGUCACGCUAUCCAACAUACUCCAGCUGGCCUGGGCACUGGUGCUUCAGGCAUACACGGGCCUUGAUGACGUAGGGUAUGGGUGCUUGGUUGCUGGGCGGGACAUCCCCGUCCGCGACAUUGACGAGGCAAUCGGCGUCUUCAUCAACAUGGUCGUGUGCAGAGUGCGUCUUGACCCGGCUACCAGCCUCGGCGAUGUCCUCAAGACUGUCCAGGAAGACUCUGCGGCAGCGAUGAACAAUGGGCAUGUUUCGCUUGCUGACUUACAGCACGCCCUGGGCAUAUCCAAUGAAGCUCUCUUCAACACUGCCUACUCGUUCCAGAGAAGGUCCGUCUCCAAGUCAAUGGCGACAGGACCUAUCUCGUUCGACAUCGGUGACGCCCAAGAUCCUAGCGAGUACGACAUGACCGUCAACGUCGAAGUUUGGGAUUCAAAUGUUGAGUUGCAGCUGUGUUACUGGACAGACAAGAUUUCUGAUUCACAUGCCAAGAACAUUGCCUCUACAUUUGACCAGAUUCUGACUUCAAUCAUGACGUGCGACUUGGAGGUGCCAAUAGGACAACUCAAUAUGCUCAGCAACUACUGCUCGCAGCAGCUGGCGUUGUGGAACAAUGACGAGCCUGAGGCCCUCGACAAGUGCGUACACCACCUCUUCGAGCACAACGCCCAACAACGACCUAGCGAUACACCGGCUAUCCAGGCAUGGGAUGCAAGCUUUACCUACCUCGAACUUGACGCGGCGGCUACAAAGCUCGCCCAGCACUUGGUAUCUCUUGGUGUCGGGCCUGAGAGAUACGUUCCCCUUUGCUUCGAAAAGUCAGCAUGGACAGUCGUGGCCAUAAUGGCAGUUCUCAAGGCCGGCGGCGCUUUUUGUAGCCUUGAUCCUACACACCCACCUGAACGUGUCAACUUCCUCGUCCACAACGUUGAUGCUGAGCUGAUUCUCUGCUCACCUUCCUUGACACACAAGUUUGAGGGUCUGGAUAUCCCGACUUUUGCCGUCGGCCUAGAGACGGUAUCGCUGCUACCUGAUGUGCCGGUUGGCUCGCUUCAAAUCCAGGUCUCACCCAGCAACCCGGCCUACAUCAUCUUCACCUCCGGGACCAUGGGUCUUCCAAAGGCUACAAUCAUCGAGCAUGGGGCCUUUACCACUGGAGCUACGGAACACGCUAAGGCUAUCAAGAUGACCUCGACCUCUCGUGUCCUACAGUUCGCGUCACACACCUUUGAUGCCAGUGUCAUGGAGAUGCUAUCCACAUUGAUAGUGGGCGGUUGCAUCUGUAUUCCCAGCGAUCAGGAGCGCAUGAACGACCUGGCCGCUGUCAUCACCAAGUUGAACGUUAACUGGACCCUACUUACACCAUCUGUGGCAAGUGUGCUCCGGCCGGACAGCGUGCCCACCCUCAAGGUCCUCGUUACGGGCGGAGAAGCGAUGUCGAUGGACCACAUCACCAAGUGGGCAAGCCACGCGGCUCUUGUCAACGCCUAUGGCCCUUCCGAAACAUCCGUCAUUUGUUCAACAAGCACCAAAGUGGACCAUGACGGCAACGUCUUGGAUUGGGAACCUGCCACGAUCGGGCAUGCUGUUGGGUGUCGCUGCUGGGUCGUCGAUCCGCGCAAUCACAACCGUCUCAUGGCCAUCGGUGGCAUCGGAGAGCUUGUGAUUGAAGGGCCCAUUGUGGCAAGAGGCUAUCUGGGCAACGAAGCCAAGACGAGAGAAGCAUUCAUCCAGCAUCCUCCAUGGCGGACAGGCAUCAAGCUCGCUGGCGACCGAACAUAUGGCAUGUACAAGACUGGUGAUCUGGUCGCGUACAACUUGGAUGGCUCUUUGAGCUAUAGAUCCCGCAAAGACACUCAGAUCAAGCUCAACGGACAACGUAUCGAGCUCGGCGAGAUCGAACAUCAUGUCAAGGCCAACUUGCCAGCUAAUGUUCAGUCAGCCGUGGACUUGGUGGUUCCCCAGAGCCAGACAUCAACAAAGGCAUUGGCCGUGUUCUUCACAAGCGGCGACGAAGAUGUCGAGGAUGCAGCGUCUCGAGAGACGGAAGCAAUUCUCCUGCCCAUGUCAAGUGCUUGCGCCAAACUUGGCCAGUCGCUCAAGACGGCACUUAGGAAUGCUCUACCAUCACACAUGGUGCCAACCGCGUAUAUCCCGGUGGUCAAGAUGCCCUGGACCUUGGCCGGCAAGCUAGACCGCAGCAAGCUCAAGGCCAUUGUUCAGUCUAUACCGCCUAUGCAGAUGGCCCCCUACAAGCUCGCCGGGGUCAGACAAGAGCGAGCCCCUGUCACAUCGAUGCAGCGCAAACUGCAGAAAGUCUGGGGCAAGAUUUUGAGCAUUGAUUCCGGCAAAAUCAGCAGAGACGACAACUUCUUCAGACUCGGCGGUGAUUCCGUUGGCGCCAUGAAGCUUGUCGCCGCCGCCAGGAUGGAGGAUGUUGUACUCACAGUCAUGAACAUCUUCAAGAAUCCCGUCUUGUCGCACAUGGCAACAUCAUGUAAGCGCGCCAAUGACGCCCCCAUCACUUCUGUGAAGCGUCUGUCGUUACUUCGAGACGUUGCGUCUCCCUCUCUUCUUCUCGCCGAGCUCUCAGAACGCUGUGGCAUCCAGAGGACUCAGAUCCAGGAUGCGUAUCCGUGCAGCUCCCUUCAAGAGGGACUUGUAGCUUCAUCUAUUCAACAGCCGGGUGCAUACGUCGCCAACAAUGUCUUUGAGCUGCCUCCUAGUAUUGACGUUGACCGUCUGAAGCUCGCAUGGCAAAAGACUGUUGACCAAGUCGACAUUCUGAGAUCGCGAAUCGUCAACACCAAAUCCCUCAAGUCCUACCAAGUCGUCUUGGAGCCUCAUGAGAUCGAGUGGGACCACUACAGCAGCCUUGAAUCUGCCAUUCACAAGGCCCAAUCAGUUCCAGAACACAAUGGCGGUGCCCUUGCCCGGUAUGCAACUGUCAGCUCGGCUGAUUCUGGCACCCAAUAUUUUGUGUGGACCGUCCAUCAUGCGUUAUACGAUGCUUGGAGUAUGCCUUCUUUACUCAAGUUGGUUUCGCAAUACUACUACGGAGAUGGUGCUGAAAGGCUCGGUCCGACUGUUCCCUUUGCCAACUUUGUCAAGUACUUGGCCGACAUCAAUGUACAAGCCUCAGAUGACUUCUGGAAGGCUAGGCUUCAAGGCGCUUCUUCUGCAUCUCAUUUCCCAACCAUGUCCUCUGCGACAAGCGCUGAGUCAUCUCAUGCAUCACUGGAGCAUACGAUUCAGUACAGGAGAGAGGGUCUCGGCAUGGACAUAACGAUUCCAACACUCGUCCGAGCAGCAUGGGCUCUUGUCCUGGGGUCUCAAACCGGCUCAGAUGACGUCGUCUUUGGCGAGACCUUGUCGGGACGUGAUGUUGCUCUUGACCAUGUGGAAGAUAUCAUGGGACCAACCUUGACCACCGUGCCUUCAAGGGUUCAGAUCGACCGGGCUGCUUCUGUUGGCCACUUUUUGACCACGCUCCAUGAGCAGGCAAUCGAGGUGAUCCCUCAUCAGCAUGCUGGCCUCCAACGCAUCAAGCGCCUUGGGGGCACCAUGGCAGUUGCCUGCGACUUCAGGAAUUUGCUGGUCAUCCAAUCGACCGACGAAACAACAAGCCAGCAGGACUUGUUGCAGCCAUUAGAAGGCGAGAUGGAGCAGGCAGACUUCUUCACGUACCCACUGGUCGUCGAAUGUUCUAUCGAGGCUCACAACCUUGUCUUGGUUAUUCACCAUGACGAGACUGUUGUAACAAGCUGGCAAGCAGAGCGCAUCGCCCUUCAAUUUGAAACUCUGGUUGAGCAACUCAUCCGUCUAUCGCGAGAGCCCACCCGCAAGAUCAUGGAACUUCGACUCUACAGCCAAGAGGAUGUUUUGAUGAUCAAGGAUUGGAACCACCAAACUUUUGAGCCUGUCCAAGAAACCAUUCCCAGCUUGUUCUGGCAGUCAGCCAUGAUGCAACCCGAUGCUACCAUCAUCCGCGCUUGGGACGGCCAUCUCAGCUAUCAUGCUAUCUCACAGUACGCCGUGCGUCUUGCCAAGGUACUCGUACAGAAGGGAGUACGAGCUGAAACACUGGUUCCAUGCUGUAUGGACAAGUCUCUCUGGACGACGGUCGCCAUGCUUGCUGUGAUACUGGCUGGUGGCGCUAUCGUUGGACUGGAUCCUGCGCAUCCCCCGGCUCGGCACGCGGAAAUCACUCACGACUGCGCGGCCCAUCUUGUUCUGUGCUCACCGCAGUAUCAAGACCGUUUCAAUGGCCUCGUCGAGUCUGUCAUUCUGGUCAACCCCGACUUGUUCACUGCCGAGCUGUCGUCCCCACAAGAGCUCCCAACCGUUACAAGUCGAGAUGCCGCAUUCGUCAUUUACACGUCAGGCAGUACAGGAAAACCAAAGGGUAUUGUGAUUGACCAUGGCUCGUUUUGUACGAGCUCCAAGGCCUUCAUGCAACGCAUGAAUCUUACCCCGACGUCGAGUGUCUUCCACUUUACGUCUUAUGCGUUCGAUAUUGCAAUGGGAGAGACGUUUGGUGCCCUGACUAGCGGCGCUUGCCUCUGCAUUCCCAGCGAGGAGAUGAGGUUGACGGACCUUCCGGGUGCCAUGAACACCCUUGGCGCCACUUGGGCCUUCUUGACGCCCUCGAUCGCCAACAUUCAGGAUCCCUCCAAGUUCAAGACACUCCAAACACUUGUCUGUGGUGGCGAGGCGAUGACCCCUGAGACCAUUAGCACCUGGGCAGACAAAGUCGAGCUGAUGAACGGCUACGGUCCAGCCGAGUGUACGAUUUUUGCUGUUUCCAAUGCCGACGUGUCCGUCACCAGGGACCACACACACAUCGGCCGCGCAAUGUCCGGCGGCAGCACGUGGAUUGUCGACCCCAGAGACCACAACUGUCUUGUCCCGGUGGGUUGUGUGGGUGAACUGCUCAUCAGCGGUCCUAUCGUGUCGCGUGGUUACCUGAACGACAGUACGAGGACAGCUGAGUCGUUUGUCGAGAACCCUGCCUGGAUGCACAGCAUCAUCGGCGAGGUAAAUCAUCAACAAUCGCUGCGUCUAUACAAGACGGGUGACCUGGUCAAAUAUUGUCCUGAUGGAACAUUGGUUUACAUGGGACGGAAGGAUCACCAGGUCAAACUCAAUGGCCAGCGCAUGGAGCUCGGUGAGAUCGAAGCUCGUCUCGAGUCUGAUCCGCGAAUCCGCCAUGCUCUCGUCUCUCUGCCCAAGUCCGGGGUACUCAAGGGCCGUCUGGUGGCCAUCGUUUCUCUCGAGCAACUUGUAUCUGACAGGUCAUGCCUUGAAUCAUCAGAACUUGUUCCUGUGUCUGCUUCCACGAUGGAACACGCUCGAGCACAGAUCUCCGUCUUUCAAAACAAUCUAUCCGACAACCUCCCACCUUACAUGAUACCAUCAGCUUGGUUUGUGGUUGAAGCUAUUCCCCUCUUGCUGUCUGGCAAGCUCGAUAGGGCCAGUGCCCAGGCAUGGCUCGUCAACAUGGAUUCGGAGACAUGUAACAUGGCGUUCGGCUCAGAAUCCAGUGAAAAUGUCGUGGACUCCGAGAUGACACAUGUUGGGCGGCAACUUAGACGCAUCUGGGCGUCAGUCCUCAACAUUCCUGACGAGACGCUGCCGAUGAACCGCUCCCUUAUCAGCCUCGGUGGAGACUCCAUUAUGGCGAUUCAGAUCAUGACUCGCUGCCGCGACCAAUCCUUCAGAUUGUCCAUGCAGCAGAUCAUGAAGGCUAAGUCCAUCACUCAGCUGGCCACGCUCAUCCAGAUCGAUGGCCAACAAACACGGAACGACGCCCCUGAACAUGAAGACGAACCCGGUCAUGCAUUUGAGUUGUCGCCAAUCCAGCAGUUCUUCUUCAACAACAGUUCAAACAAGGACCUCGGAGACCGCUUCAACCAAAGCCAACUGUUGUCGAUCAGAGACCUCGUCGAUGUAUCCAGAUUCAAGCAGGCUGUUGACGCGCUCGUGCACCGACACCCAAUGCUUCGCGCGCGCUUCAAGAAGUCUCCUGAUGGACUAUGGACACAGCACAUUGAGUCGGAUAUUGCAAAUUCCUACAGCUUCCGCCCCCACAGGUCUAUCGAGAGGUCUGACAUGAUUUCAUCCAUCGUCACGAGCCAAAAUGAUAUCCACAUUUCUGGCCCUGUCUUCAUCAUCGACCUCUAUGAACAGCCUGAUGGCUCUCAAGUGGCAUCGCUCGUGGCGCAUCAUCUGGUCGUCGACAUCGUUUCUUGGAUCAAUAUCAUCCAAGACCUUGAGACAUUCCUCUCAGCUGCCUCUUCCAAUCUCCCCAAGCCCCUGACGUUCCAGAAAUGGCAUGCAGCGCAGGUUUCACAUGCUGAAUCUCUCGAGAGACAUGGAGAUAACUUGCUGCCAUUCUCUGUGCAACCUGCUGACUUGGACUUCUGGGGCAUGUCAAGCACCACCAACACCUAUGGAGACAUUAUCCAGAAAUCGUUUGUCCUGUCAGAUGCCGAUAUCAUAUCCUUGGUACUAAGAGACUCGCACACGGCACUCAAGACAGAGCCUCUUGAUCUGUUCAUCUCGGCUCUGCUCAAAUCAUUCGGACAAACCUUUGAAGAGCGAGAGCUUCCGACCCUGUUCAACGAAGGCCAUGGCCGUGAGCCUUGGGACGAUACCAUCGACCUUUCCCAAACUGUUGGAUGGUUCACCUCACUCUGUCCUGUCCACGUGUCUCGACACAACGUCGAUCAUGAGGAUAUCAUUGACUUUGUUCGCAAGAUCAAAGACGUACGUCGCAGCAUCCCAAGCAACGGUCGUCCGUACUUUGCCCACUGCUACCUGACCGAGUCAGGGAAGCCCCAUCGCAGCAACCAUGAGCCCAUGGAGGUUUUGCUAAACUUCCUUGGCCGUACUCAACAAACAAGCCAGGGAAAUUCUCUCUUUGGCUCGGCCGAUUUAUCCAUGACCGAGGAAGAAUCAGCGGCCACUUCCGACGUUGCACCCGAGACGCACCGUACAGCUUUGUUCGAGGUUUCCAUAUCAAUUAUUGACCAAGGCGUCAGCUUCACCUUCAUGUACAACCAACGCAUGCUCCACCGAGAUCGCAUCGAGAAGUGGAUUUCCAACUGUGAGGAGAUACUCAUCGACACCGCAAAGAGGCUCAGCGAGGCCACGCCUACUCCCACGCUGAGCGACUUCCCUCUCAUGCCCAUCGGCUACACGGAGCUGAAGGAGCUCGUGACCAGGUCUCUGCCUGCUGCUCAGGUCCGCUUCGAUGAGGUAGAGGACAUGUAUCCCUGCUCGCCCAUGCAGACAGGCAUACUGCUCAGUCAGCUCCUGGAUCCAUCGCACUAUCUGUUCCAUACUGUCCUUGAAGUAACCUGUCCCAGCGGUUCGACGAUUGACACCGCCAAGUUGUCUCAAGCUUGUCACCAAGUUAUUGACCGUCACACUGCGCUCCGAACGGUCUUUGUGGACAGUGCCUAUCGUGGUGGCUUCUUCGAUCAGGUCGUCCUGAAGGCUCCUGGAUCCCGAAUUUCCAUCAUCCAGUGUCGUGAAAUCGACGUCAUGGCAAGAUUGAACACCAGAUCUCUUGAGAAGACCAACAAAAGGCACAAUGGUCCGGUGCUUCCUUAUCAAAUCACCAUCUGCCAGACACCCCAGGGCAAAGUGUUCAUCAAAGUCGAAAUGAACCACGCUGUCUCAGACGGUUUUUCGACGUCGGCCAUGCUGCACGAUAUAUCGAAAGCAUACAACAACUGCCUGCCUUCGACCAAGGCCCCUUCCUACAAGGAAUACGUCAAGUACAUCUCCAACCAGUCUGCUGAGCUGAGUCUCAAGUUCUGGAGCAGCUACCUCUCCGGAGCGCAAUUCACCGGAUUUCCAACAAUAAAUCCCGACAUCACAGCUGUGCGCAGGUUGGGCUCUGUCGAAGUCGAGUUUGAUCGAUUUUCCGAGCUGCACUCCCUUGGCCGCGAAACUGGAGUGACGCUGUCAAACAUGAUGAUAGCUGCAUGGGCUCUGGUACUUCGGGCCUACACCAAGUGUGAGGACGUCUGCUUGGGAUAUCUGGCAUCUGGACGUGAUGCCCCUAUUGAUGGCAUUGACGACAUCGUUGGUCCUCUUAUCAAUAUGCUGGUGUUCCGCUUUCAGUUUGCUCCGGGCAUGCUGCUCAAGAGAUUGUUCCUCCAAGCUCAAGAAGAUUACAUGGCCAGUCUACCUUACCAGCAUUUCUCGCUGGCCCGCCUAAGCCAUGCUUUGGGACAAGCGAAACGAGGCUUUUUCAACACCGCCAUAUCCAUCCAAAACGCCGGUUCACCGAGUGGCUCAGAUGUCAAUGCGCUCACAUACGAGCCAGUCGAGGCCUUUGAUCCAAGCGAAUUUGCCGUCACGCUCAAUGCCAACACCACUCGCGGCGAUGAAGGCAUUGUCUUCCGCUACUGGACGGAUGUUCUCUCGGAUUCUCAAGCCGAGGACCUCGCCCUCACAACGUCUGCGUUGCUGAGUGAUUUCAUCGAUCACUAUGAGAAGGAUCUAUCCCAUUUGCGGCUCUUCAGGGGGCCACGGCAGCUACCUACCAGUGGGCACAUGCACACACAUGAGGUUGACCACUGGGCAUUUCAACAUGACGAUUCCAAAUGCGAAGCCACGAUCCACAAUUCGACAAGCAGUGAAUCUUCGACAGAUCUCAGUGCAGAAGUUUUCUCGUCGCCCAACCCAUCUCAUCCCUCUACUCGUGACCGGGACAAUGUUCACCACAAGCUGUUGGCAUUGUGGAGGGACACUUUGGGUCUGGGAAGUACUGACGUCUCAUACGAUGACAGUUUUUUCGAACUCGGCGGUGAUUCCAUCAUCGCCAUGUCAAUGGUGGGCAAUGCUAGAGAGCUGGAAAUACCGCUCACUGUGGCCGACAUCUUCAACAACCCCAACUUUGGGUCGAUGCUCAACUGUCUCCUGGAUCGAUGCUACAAGGAUUACGACACGGCGUCAAGCAAUGACAAGUCGUACCUCUCAGACUCCAAGAACGAGGGAGCAACCAAUGCUGAACAACCAUACCAACCCUUCUCCAUGCUUGGCCUAGAGGACGCUGAGCAAUUCGUCCGACACCACGUCUGCACUGUUGCAGGCGUGUCCCGAGCCAGCAUCGUAGACGUCCUCCCAACAACCGAUUUCCAGACCCAGGCCAUCGCGGGUAGUCUACUGGACUCGCGAUGGAUGCUCAAUUACUUCCACUUGGAUUCUUCGGGGCCACUUGACAUUGGCCUACUGAGAGAAAGUAUCACAAACGUCGUUACCUGUUACGACGUGUUGCGCACCGUCUUCGUCUCCUACGAGAAGAGAUACUUGCAGGUUGUCCUUCGUCACAUUCAACCCCAGCUGAGUGUCCACAACGUCGACGAUAUCGAGCAAUUCACAUCGGAACUUGAAUCCAGCCAUCGGCAAGAAGUUCCGCGCCCUGAACAGUCCGCCCUACGGUUCGUCGUAGCGCGACUCAAAUCGUCGGUACGACACCGAAUUUUCAUCAGGAUAUCUCAUGCGCAGUAUGACGGCGUCUGCUUCCCAGCCAUUCUUGAGGCAUUGAAGGCUUGCUAUGAGGGAGAACCUAUUUUUCCCACGCCUUCGUAUACAACCUACAUCCGCGGGGCAUUAGGCAAGAUCAAUCCGGGCCACUACGCGUACUGGAAUGCUCUACUCAAGAAUUCCACUCCGACGCAUGUUAUCCCACGACAAGCCUCUUUGCUGCGCACUUCCCCUACGCAAGUUUUGAAAAGGGUCGUUUCCACACCCUCGCUCGCGGCUUUCAACAUCACCACUGCUACUGUCGUCAAGGCCGCCUGGUCAACUGUAUUGGCCAAGGUCACGGGCAAGACCGACGUUGUCUUUGGCCACCUCAUCAGCGGACGCAAUACAAGCAGUGUGCCCGGUAUUGAAGCUAUCGUUGGCCCUUGCUUGAAUGUGGUCCCUGUACGCGUUUGCCACCAACCUUCUUGGACCGUACUACAUCUUCUUCAACACGUCCAGAAACAGCAGGUGGACAACAUGCCGUAUGAGUCACUCGGCUUCAGGGAGGUCAUUGGCAACUGCACCGACUGGGAUGAUGACGGAGCAAACGGUUUUUCUACCGUUGUGCAACACCAAAGCAUGCCUCAGACGGGUGCUCUGGAAAUCGGGGGGAACACGUACCAAGUUGGAGCAAUGGCCUCACAAGAAGAUGCGGCUGAUUUCAGCGUCGUUACUACGCCGCAAGACACGAACAGCACAGAGGUCUGCUUGCUUUAUUCUUGUGACGGAGCUGUAGACGUGGCCUUGGCAGAGGAGAUGUUUGACUCUCUCUGUAGCAGUAUCACAGGCUUUUCCGAGAACCUGGACACCUUUGUUGGACUUUCUUGA
Messenger RNA from Fusarium vanettenii 77-13-4, 22950 nucleotides. RefSeq lists its product as uncharacterized. The record is from RefSeq and is a predicted model, not a curated record. Lineage: Eukaryota; Fungi; Ascomycota; Sordariomycetes; Hypocreales; Nectriaceae. The transcript has a single exon. Bases 1 to 22950 code for a protein of 7649 amino acids. Gene Ontology annotation, molecular function: catalytic activity; phosphopantetheine binding.